Molecule: messenger RNA, 4862 nt
Organism: Melanotaenia boesemani (Boeseman's rainbowfish)
Lineage: Eukaryota; Metazoa; Chordata; Actinopteri; Atheriniformes; Melanotaeniidae
Product: chitin synthase chs-2-like
Exons: 22
Coding region: 59-3919 (1286 amino acids)
Cellular component (GO): cell periphery; cell septum
Molecular function (GO): chitin synthase activity
Source: RefSeq, a predicted model, not a curated record
CAUACAGGUGUAUUUAUUGCCAGCUGAUUACGAAAGGUGCCUACACACCACAAUAACCAUGGCAGAGGACGGACAAAUAAAGGAAAUGCUCACGAAGCCAUGGGACACCGCUCGGGAGGUCCCAAUCAUUGGAGAUGAACAGACACCCUGGAAAUUAAUCAAACUACUCAGGACCAUCUCUGUGAUUGCAGUAGCGAUCACCGUGUUUGGAUUGGCACUAUGCAGCAAGACAUCUUUCCUUCUCCUCAUCACUUUGUCCAAUGAAGACACACAGAUCCUCUCAGCAGAGCAGAAACCCCUCGCACUUCUAUGUAUUGGUUGCGCUAUCGUUUCAUCAAGUGUCCUUCUGUUCCUGAAAAGCAUUUGGAAAGCAUGCUACAAAACCUCAAAGCUCCCAAGAAAGUCAACUGUAGCCCUGGUUUUGUUCUUUGAGUUUCUGGUUUCUUUUGGUGUAGCAGUUCUCACCAUUGUGACGAUGCCACACUUAGACAUUGUGACCAACGUGACUCUACUGAAUGCUGUUGCUAUCCUCUCUGCGCUCCUACAAGCAGUUGCUCAGUGUGCUGCCAAGGAAUGCAACCGCUUCCUGAUUUCCCCUAUCAUUGCCUUCAUCCUCAUUUUGCUAGGUUACUGUCUGUUUGUUGCAUUAUACAUUAUGAAGGACCCUACUGAUACUAAGAUGAUCAUUUGGGUGGGUCUUGCUGUUGGUGCUUCUCUCUUGGCGUCCUUCAACUGGUGGGAGAACUAUUUAAGACUGAUCUGUGAGAAGAGUAGAUCCUGCUUCCUCAAGAACCUGUUCAAAGACAUGACAAAGUGCCAGAACAUUCUACACAUCUUCACCAGCCUCCUGAGGAUCGUGGUGACCACCUGUGUACUUGGAGCUUAUGUUCCUCUGGCCAAACUGGACUGGCACCUAUUGACCUCCGCUUCAAGCUUACAGAAAAGGGUUAUAAUUUUCAUCAUUGGGGUCCAGCUGAUCUCCUCCGCACUUUGCCAGUGGUUUGCUUUGCUAGCCUGCAAGAUGCAUGCCAUUCGUCGAUGCUUCAUCCUGCCUUUGUACUUCACCUCCUUGGCUGUUGUGGCCGUGUUCAUCAUCCCUGUCAUUGUCUACUACCAGGAAUACAAAAUAAGUCUAAACACAACUGAAAGCAUCACCUUCACAAGCUACUGUAACGUAGCUAUGGAUGCAAGGAAUCAGAGCCUGAACAGCAGCGUGUUCUCCCAUCUGGUUUGGGAUGUUACACAAACUCUGUGCUUCCUGGACAUGUCCAAGAUUACUGACAUUGGCAUGCUGACAGGUGCAGCAGCGUCCUGGUGGAUUGGCCUUCUGUUAGCCACCCUCUAUGUUUGGAACCUCAACAUCUACCGUAUCCAGAAAACCCAAGACCUGUUCAUCAGGAGGCUGUAUGAGGGAGCCUUUAUUGAGCAAUCCUUGCUCCUCAACACCCGAUUCCACAUCCAGACCAAACGCAAGAAGAAUCAAUUUAAUGAAUGUGACUCCACUGCCAUGGUGUAUUUGUGUGCAACCAUGUGGCAUGAGACUUACGAAGAGAUGAUGAACAUCAUAAUCUCAAUUUUCAGACUGGACAAGUAUAGACCAAAGACAGGGCCAGAGAAGGAAGACAUAGAGUUUGACGAUUUCACCUUUGAAGCUCAUAUCUACUUUGAUGAUGCGUUUGAAUCUGUUGAGGGGAAUGAGGAACGUCAACUCAAUGAAUACGCAAAAUCCCUUGUGGUUAUCAUUGCAGAGGUUUAUGGCAUUUUCAAUAGCAUUGAUGAAGAGCUGUUUAGAGUACAGCACAUUCCUGAUCAGAAGGUCAUACGAACACCUUAUGGAGGUCGUCUUGUCAUCAAAAUGCCUCAUGGAAACAACAUAAUAGUCCACUUCAAGGAUAAAAACCUCAUUCGCCACAAGAAGAGAUGGUCUCAGGUUAUGUACCUUUACUAUCUUCUGGGCUGGAAACUCAUGACCAAAUAUUAUAAUCGCAGGGAUCAGUAUGAGGAUGACAACACACUUAGACAAGAAAUUCAGAAAGAGAAGCACAACACCUACCUUUUGGCUUUAGAUGGAGACACAGACUUCCAUCCUGCAUCUGUGAUGCUGCUCAUUGAUCGUCUGAAAAUGUACCCUCGUGUUGGGGCGGCGUGCGGCAGGAUUCACCCCACUGGAUCAGGUCCUGUAGUUUGGUUCCAGAAAUUUGAGUACGCUGUCAGCCACUGGCUGCAGAAGACAGCUGAGCAUGUGUUCGGCUGCGUGCUGUGCAGUCCUGGCUGCUUCAGUCUCUUCAGAGCAGAGGCGCUAAUGGACGACAAUGUGAUGAAGAAAUACUCCACCAAGUCCACAGAGGCCAGCCAGUACAUCCAGUAUGACCAAGGUGAAGACCGCUGGCUGUGUACUCUACUUUUGAAGCAAGGUUGGAGAGUGGAGUACAAUGCAGCAUCUGAUGCCUACACCAACGCACCAGAAGACUUCAAAGAACUGUACAACCAGCGGAGACGAUGGGGGCCUUCUACAAUGGCCAAUGUGGUGGAUCUGCUUGGCUCCACCAACAUUAUUUCCAAGAGGAACUCAUCCAUGUCCAAACCCUUUAUGUUCUACCAACUGUUUAACAUGUUAUCAACUGUUCUUGCACCUUCCACCAUUUGCCUCAUGAUUGCAGGCAGUUUGUCCUUCAUCCUGGGACUCUCCAAUUCUGUUGCUCUGGUCGUAGCUGUGAUACCUCCUGCCAUCUAUUUGGGUCUUUGUUUUAAGCUCAAGGCAGACACUCAGAUUACUCUUGCAGCAGCAUUGAGUGCAUUGUAUGCAUUCCUUAUGUUGGUGGUCACCAUGUCCAUUAUAGGUUCAAUGGUCAAAAGUGGGACCAUUUUCACACCCAGCAGCAUUUUCAUCAUCGCCAUGUCUGUCAUUUACGUAGUCACGGCCCUAAUGCACCCCCAGGAAUUGCCUCUCGUGUUCUAUGGCUUUCUCUACAUCAUCUGCAUCCCCAGCGCCUACCUUCUGCUAACCAUUUACUCCAUGGUCAACAUGAACAGCGUCUCUUGGGGAACCAGAGAGACAAAAUCUACAGCUGGGGCUGUCACACCGGCAGUCACUAAGGAAACACCCAAACAGAGAGUGAAAAGCAGUCUCCAGCGACUCUUCUCCUGGGUCAAAUGUUGUAAAAAACCAAGCCAGAGAUCUCAAGAUAUACAUGAGAACAUUAUCCCAGAGUCAAUACAGCUUGAGCCACAACCCCAAAACACUAUUGUGGAUGACCCCCCUGAGGACAGACAAGAGGAAGUGGAGACUAACAUUUCAUCUACUGAGUGUUGGAUAACACAACUCCAGAGCUUUCCUAGUGACGUACAAAUGCAACUACAAGAGGAAUCUUUCAAUGAGGAGGAGAAAGUUUUCUGGGAGGAGUUGCGGGAAAAAUACCUUUAUCCUCUGCCAAUUGACAAAGAGAAACAAAAGGAGAUGCAAAGUGCACUGAAAGGACUGAGAAACAAGAUCAACUUUUCCUUCUUCUUUGUGAAUGCCCUGUGGCUAGUGGCAACCUUUACCCUCGAGAUCUUUCAAAUCUUCUCCAUCAAAAUAAAUAUGGUUGAUAUCAACUUAAACAACACAGGGAACUUCAUCCAAAUCGAGCCCUUGUCCUUCAUGUUCAUUCUGGGAUUCGCUGUGUCAGUUUUGCUCCAGUUUGUUGGCAUGUUUUACCACAGAGUCUACACCCUCAUCCACUACAUCGCUUAUCUAGAGACUGAGCCCAUCCAACAGAAAAGAACACAGAAAGCAAAAGAAAAAAAAGAAAAAGCUUUACAGGAUAGCAUUUACUCCACUACAGACUCAAACUACAGCUCUGGGGAAGAAGAUGAGAGUUUUGAUGGUGAAGAUGAUGAUGAUUCUUACAUAGAUCCUAAUGCAGGGACUAUGGUUUAAACACAGACUGCUGAACUUGGAUGAGUUCACUGUCUGUCAGACUUUAUGAAGUAUUUUUUAAUCAGCCUUCAGUCAACAUCACCUGAGAAUUCUUGACCUCAUAAACCAGCAUCUGCUGCAUCAUUUUAUUCAAUGUGUUCUUAUUUUUUAAAAGCUUAUGUUUAUAACUGAAAGGCUAGGAGGUGAAACUUCAUUUAAAAAUCAGCUUGAGUGUUUUUAAUUUUUCAUCAGCUUUGGUCGCAGUGAAUCGAUCUGUUAUAUUGUUACGAUGCCAGGUGCAAUUUUUCCCAAAAAAAUAUUAUUUUUUCUUAAUUUCUUUUGAUUAUUUAUAUUUAUUUUUAAUCAUUCUGUUACAAAUAUGAUGUAUUGUUUUGCAAAUGAAGGCAACCAUCAAAUGAAGGAUGUGUGGUUUUGAUUUAAACAGUAAGUCAUACUCUGGGUUUGCUGCUAUUGUUAAAGCACUGAUUAUUUUUAUAAUGUUUACAGGAAUAAGUGAAGAAAGGAAAUUAUUCUAGCAAAUGAAGGGUAUUUUUAAAGGCUGAAAGGAAUAAGUCAGAUCAUCACUGUAAUGUUCAACUGUAGUCAAAGCAGAAUGCAAAUUACUGAUAUUUAUCUUUAGUUGUUGUAUUUCUCACGUAUAUUUUUGUAUGUUGUCACUUUUCACGGUUCUGUACUAUUUAUAUAUAGAUAUAUAAAAAUCCUAUUUAUUGUAGUUUAAAAUGUAAAUGUUAUGUUAAUUUGAUUCUGUAUAAUAAAUAAUACUUUUUUUCCCAUAAAUAACGCCUCUGUUUAGUGUAAAGUGUUCAAGAAGCCAAAUAAGACAUUUUUUUUCUUGUCACCUUUGGUCUGUUUUAACAUAAACCUUGUUUUUAGUUUAAUUUAUGAAAAAAAAGAUCAAUUUAAUGCAAUUAUUUUUCCUUUGUAGAGUCAAAAUUAUGGAGGC